AACAGAAGCAAUAAUCCGUGGUUGCAGCUAACUACAGCAAUGUUAACCAGAUGCACAACGGAGAACAAGCAAGGUCUGGGAGAGGAAGUUUCGAAAAUCUGUCGCUCUUUACAUAGCACGAAGCAGAUGCUCCCUGCAGAGGUGGAUGAUUCAAAUUGUGACCAAGAACUCCUUUCCCUUCUCCUGGAUGCCAAACUGUUGGUGCAGUGUCUCUCCACUCCCUACUAUCCCCGGGUGGUGGACCACCUCUUGGCCAGCCUCCAGCAGGGGCGCUGGGAAGCCGACACGCUGGCCAAGCACCUGCGAGAGGCCGAAGCCGGCUCCCUGCUGCUGGCCGCGCGGGGCGCUCACCGGGCCCUGCGGACUUCCCGCUGCGCCCUCCACGCAGGGCGGCACUGGGUGUGAGCCGGCCUCGGGGGCCCUGGCGGGAGAGGCUCCAGGGCAGGCGGCUGCCGGAAGCCACGGGUGCAUCUGCUGAUUGUUCUCCGUGCUCCCAACCAAUUGCAAAUA
Choloepus didactylus (southern two-toed sloth) is the source of this 510-nucleotide messenger RNA. RefSeq names its product neuroblastoma-amplified sequence-like. Gene Ontology annotation, cellular component: endoplasmic reticulum membrane; Dsl1/NZR complex. The transcript is spliced from 2 exons. Gene Ontology annotation, biological process: retrograde vesicle-mediated transport, Golgi to endoplasmic reticulum. Bases 40 to 405 code for a protein of 121 amino acids. The record is from RefSeq and is a predicted model, not a curated record. NCBI's taxonomy places the organism in Eukaryota, Metazoa, Chordata, Mammalia, Pilosa, Megalonychidae. Gene Ontology annotation, molecular function: SNARE binding.